GAAAGAGGGAGGGGAACAACUUAACCCCGGGGCACUGGUCGGGUGGGUAUAUGAUGCAAUGCCCAGGUGGCCACCUCGCACACGCUCCCAAACUCUCGACAGGCAUGGACCGACGCGCCCUGCUGUUUGUUCUGCUGGUGUGCAGCGCCUUGAUGUCCACCACCGCAGAGGCAUCGCCGGUGCCUGAACCCAAGCCUCGGCUCCCUGGCGGUGGCGGUAUCAACACGAGUGAAAAUCCAAGAACCUUACCCCCCAACCCAGUCUGUCUGUGCUUGCCGCCCCCCUGCACGUGUUCACCCCAUCCACCUUGACCUGACCCCGCAACGCCCGCACGAACACCGCCAACGGACCACGGACCACGGACAACUCCCAUCUUAUUCUUUUACUAUAUUUACUCCCCAAUAAAGGCAUGCAGUUCUCCCGCAA
Eriocheir sinensis (Chinese mitten crab) is the source of this 426-nucleotide messenger RNA. RefSeq names its product arasin 2-like. Lineage: Eukaryota; Metazoa; Arthropoda; Malacostraca; Decapoda; Varunidae. The record is from RefSeq and is a predicted model, not a curated record. The transcript is spliced from 3 exons. Bases 51 to 311 code for a protein of 86 amino acids.